Molecule: messenger RNA, 6058 nt
Organism: Topomyia yanbarensis
Lineage: Eukaryota; Metazoa; Arthropoda; Insecta; Diptera; Culicidae
Exons: 1
Coding region: 86-4099 (1337 amino acids)
Biological process (GO): DNA integration
Molecular function (GO): nucleic acid binding
Source: RefSeq, a predicted model, not a curated record
UUUCGCAGUGUGGUACUCUAGAUACGACGAUCUUUUCGAGAAGGAUGCUGCUAGGCUGGAUGACGAGGCAAAAGUUCGUCUCCUAAUGCGAAAGUUGGGUUUAGCAGAGCAUGAGAGGUACGUAAGCUUCAUUUUACCAAAGUUUCCCAAGCAUUUUAGUUUCGCACAGACAGUUGACAAACUCAAGAGCCUGUUUGGAGCGAAAGAGUCGGUUAUCAGUCGUCGAUACCGAUGUCUGCAAAUCGCGAAGAAUCCUACUGAGGAUCAUGUGGCGUUCGCGUGUAGGGUAAACAAGGCUUGCGUAGAAUUUGAACUGGGAAAGCUCACGGAAGAACAGUUCAAAUGCUUAGUAUACGUGUGUGGUCUGAAAUCGGAGAAUGACGUCGAGAUUCGUACCCGUCUCCUUACAAAAAUUGAGGACAAUAACGACGUUACAUUGGAGCAGCUCUCCGAGGAGUGUCAGCGUCUGUACAACCUCAAACACGACAGUGCGAUGAUUGAGUCUGCAGCACCAUACAACCAAGUGCAAGCGAUACAGAAGUUUGGUGGGAAGCGAUUAGGCGAGCGUGACCGAGAGUCACCACAACUGUCUUCAAGUGCUACCGGAAGGAAGCCAAGUUAUCCUUGUUGGCUUUGCGGUGCAUUACAUUUCGUCCGAGACUGUAGUUACGACAACCAUAAGUGCUCCGAUUGCAGCCAAGUCGGACAUCGUGAAGGGUACUGCGACAGUGCAAAGUUUCGGAAACCUGGAAGCAGACGUAAGAAGCGAGACGUCUCAGCCAAAGUGGUGGUGGUCGAUGUAUGCAGCGUGGAGCAGCGACGCAGAUUUGUAUCUGUUGGCCUAUCUGGAACGGAUAUUCGACUGCAACUUGACACUGCAUCUGACAUCACUGUCAUCAGCAGGGAGAGUUGGCAGAAACUCGGUAGCCCUGCGCUUUUGCCAGCAACAGUCAAAGCGAAGACAGCAUCUGGUAACAUUUUGCCACUCGAUGGGGAAUUCGAGUGUGACGUUACAAUCGGAGAAAGUACACGACGUGAUCUGAUCCGUGUUACCGAGAAACAACUACAUCUACUCGGUUCCGAUUUAGUCGAGAGUUUCAACCUUUGGUCCGUGCCCAUGGACACCUUCUGCUGUCACGUGUCAGGCUCUCCUGCGGCACCCGCUGCACUGCAAUCGAUUUUUCCAAACGUGUUCACCGAUCAGCUCGGUUUGUGCAGCAAAACUAAAGUGAAGUUGGAGCUGAAAAAAAGUGUUCGACCCGUCUUCUGCCCUAAGCGCCCGGUUGCGUACGCGAUGUAUGAUGCCGUUGACCAGGAACUCGACCGACUGGAAAAUUUGAAUAUCAUCACCCCAGUCGAAUAUUCGGAGUGGGCUGCUCCGAUCGUUGUCGUCCGUAAAGCCAAUGGUUCCAUUCGAAUUUGUGGAGACUAUUCCACGGGGCUUAACGCUGCGCUCCAACCAAAUCAGUAUCCACUUCCCCUACCGGACGAUAUCUUCGCCAAGCUGACUAACUGUAAGGUGUUCAGCCAGAUCGAUUUGUCCGACGCUUUCUUGCAGGUGGAAGUCGACGAACAGUACCGUAAGUUGCUAACCAUCAAUACGCAUCGUGGCCUCUACUCCUACAACCGCCUCCCGCCAGGUGUGAAGAUCGCACCUGGUGCCUUCCAGCAGCUCAUCGAUACAAUGCUAGCCGGUCUGCAGUGCACGUGUGGCUACCUCGAUGACGUCAUCGUCGGCGGAAAAACUGAAGAAGACCACGAUCGCAAUUUGCGGGCUGUUCUAAAACGAAUUCAGGAUUUCGGGUUCACCAUUCGAGUCGAUAAAUGCACCUUCCGCAAGCAGCAAGUGCAGUAUGUGGGUCAUAUUGUCGACAGUCGCGGAUUACGUCCAGAUCCCGCCAAAAUCGAAGUGAUAACCAAGCUGCCGCCUCCAACCGAUGUAUCUGGUGUGCGAUCAUUUUUGGGGGCUAUCAACUACUACGGCAAGUUUGUUCCCAAUAUGCGCAAGUUACGAUAUCCGCUGGACAACCUUCUCAAGGACGAUGCGAAGUUCCAGUGGACUGAUGAGUGCCAGAGAGCGUUCGAGCACUUCAAACAAAUACUCUCCUCGGAUCUACUUCUCACACAUUAUGAUCCGAAGCGGGAGAUCAUUGUCUCUGCCGACGCUUCUUCCGUUGGGCUCGGAGCAACGAUUAGCCACAAGUUCCCCGACGGCACAAUCAAAGUCGUCCAACAUGCUUCCAGAGCACUCACAAAAGCUGAACAAGGCUACAGCCAACCGGAUCGUGAAGGUUUAGCUAUCGUCUUCGCCGUCACGAAGUUUCACAAAAUGCUCUUCGGACGGCACUUUCGUUUGAAAACCGACCACCAGCCUUUGCUCCGUAUCUUUGGUUCUAAAAAGGGAAUACCGGUCUACACAGCCAACCGCCUCCAACGAUUUGCGCUCAAUCUACUGCUCUACGAUUUUGACAUCGAGUACGUGCCCACCCACAAGUUCGGCGACGCAGACUUACUCUCGAGGUUGAUCAACCAGCACGUCAAACCCGAUGAGGACAAUAUCAUCGCCAGCAUCAACCUGGAAGAGGACCUCAGGUCGGUAGUAUCUCAUACAGUUAAAGCUUUGCCUCUCAAUUUCAGAGCCGUCGCACAAAGCACCCAAGCAGAUCCACUGCUCCGAAAAGUCUACCAUCACAUUCAGCACGGUUGGCCGCAAUCUGAACAUUCAGAAUCCGACAUCCAGCGAUUCCAUGCCAGACAGGAAUCACUCUCCGUGGUAGAUGGGUGCAUCAUGUUUGCCGAACGGCUCGUCAUCCCGUCGCUCCAUCGCAAGCGAUGCCUCGAACAGCUCCAUUGUGGCCAUCCUGGUAUGCAGCGUAUGAAGGCCCUCGCUCGAAGCUACGUGUAUUGGCCCAGUUUGGAUGCUGACAUCGUCAACUUCGUCAAGGCAUGCCAACACUGUGCGGCCGUAGCCAGGUCACCUCCUCACUCUUCACCGGUGCCGUGGCCUAAGCAGACCGCUCCGUGGCAGCGCGUCCACGUGGAUUACGCCGGUCCAAUCGAAGGCGAAUAUUACCUGAUCGCCGUCGACUCCUUCUCCAAGUGGCCAGAAAUCAUUCAAACGUCCCGUAUAACCUCGGCGGCAACCAUCAGCAUUCUCGGUGGGUUGUUUGCUCGGUUGGGUAUGCCUGUUACACUAGUCAGCGACAACGGAACCCAAUUCACGAGCGCUGAAUUCGCAGAUUUCUGCGCCUCAAACGGCAUCGAACACCUCACAACUGCUCCGUUUCAUCCACAAUCAAAUGGCCAAGCUGAACGAUUUGUUGACACGUUCAAAAGGGCUGUUACAAAAAUUCGAGAGGGGAGAGGAUCGAUACAGCAAGCGUUAGACAUAUUCCUGUUAACGUACCGAAGUACACCCAACCGGGCACUGCCAGACCAAAAGUCGCCGUCCGAGGUCAUGUUUGGUCGCAAAAUACGCACCUGUCUCGAGCUACUACGUCCCCCAACGGUACGAACUCCAGUGGCACCGUCGGACGAUCACACAAAACCGAGGUUCUUCAGCCGGAACGAUUCGGUUUACGCUAAGCUUUAUGGCCGUAACGGUUGGAAGUGGGCUCCUGGAACAAUCAUCGAAAAAAUAGGAGACGUGAUGUAUAACGUAUGGAUCGAUGAUCGCCGAAUGCUGCGUUCCCAUAUCAACCAACUCCGGAGUCGCCUAGCUGUCGACUCGAUACCAAAGCAACCUGCCAAUCAAGCCACCUCUCGUCAGUAUUCGUUACCGCUCGACAUCCUGUUGGGUGCCUGGAAUCUACCAAAUCAAUCUUCUGGCACGCCAGCACCGUCCCUUGUUGCGAGCGGAUCUGAAUUAUCACCUGUCUCCAGUCCCGAGCAUACCUUGCUAGGUUCAGUGCCGGCGCUUGCGUCGUCUACACCACAGCAGGAAGUCUCGGCUUUCCCAUCAACGUCAUCGACAUCAACAACAUCAACAUCAACUGAAUUCGAAUCCGCCAUCGAAGUCGAAUCCGUGGUAAAUCUACCUAGACGUUCUUCACGAACCCGAAGACCGCCGAACAGGUUUGAUCCGUACCACCUUUAUUAAGAGGGGAGAUGUUGAGGACAACCCUAUCGCAGUGUAUUAAUUAGUACCCCGUUCAGCGCUAGGCUCUAACUCGGCAGCAUAGCUGUCAAUGUGUGAUGCCUGAUAAGCGCAUCAAUGAAAUGUUUUUGUGGUUGUCAGUUUCAGUUUGUUUACGUCCUGUAUAAAGUUGUACCGUGCUUUUAAUGUGUUCGAUAAAAUAUAGUUUGUUUUAAUUGUUAUCGUUCGCGUUUUAUUCCCAUGAUAUAGAGACGAUCCGUAAGCAAGUGUCGGGGACUUACACGGUACAAAAGAAAGGAUAUGCAAUUACUCGGAAAGUCGGCUUAUUAGCAGAGGCCCGGAGGGCCGAGCCUCAUACACCAUCCGACUCAGUUCGUCGAGAUCGGCAAAUGUCUGUAUGUGUGUAUAUAUUUUCUAAUCUCACUCACUUUUCUCGGAGAUGGCUGAACCAAAUAGCUCAAAUUUAGUUUCAAAUGAACGGUAUAAGCUCCCAUAAGCUGCUAUUGAAUUUUUUGUCGAUCGGACUUCCGGUUCCGGAGUUACGGCUUGAUGAGUGCGAUCACAUAGCAAAUUUGCAUAUAAACUGGUACCACCAUGAUGCACAAACGAUGUAGUACAUAUUAGAAUGGGUGUAACAUUAGUUGGAUUUGCUGGUCUAGAUCACUAAUGACCAAUAAAAGUAGCUUUGACCACAUUGGCCGCCUAUGACGAUUCUUGAUGCCCCCGGGGAGCAUGCCAAGUUCCAAGUUAAUGUCACGCUUAUUUCCCAGCGAAUUCUUGACCGAUUGACCGAUAAAUUGAUUCUUUCACAUAUUUCAUGAUAUUUGUUUUGCCAAAAGUUGGCGAUGGACACCAAUCAGAACCGAUUACAUUAUCGUCAAUUCGGUUCUUGCGGAUUCUUACUAUGACUUUCACCAAUCAACUCGCAUAUUGUUUGUUGAUUUUAAUCGGCAAUUUUAUUACUUGUGUGUUCAAGAUAGCUUUAAUUCGGUUGAGCUUAGCUGUGGUUUCGUUUUAGGUAUAACACUUAUCUUUAGAAAAAACACUUGUAAUCUAUCUUUAGAAAAAACACUUGUAAUACAGUGAAGACCCGAUUUUAUCAGCCCCCCGAUUUUGCCAGCUUUUUGACCCGAUUUUGUCAGCAUCAUAUGAAAAUUGAUAGUUAGUAGUUUGAUGGGCUCUAGCAGACGAACCAAGUUGAAUUCGAGUAAAUCCUUUAUUGAGCAUAUUUUUCUUAUUUUAGAGAUCCGAAAGAUGGAAAAAUAAACAUUUUGAUUUUUUUUAAAUUUUGCUCUGUCAGACCUCUUUAAAGGAAAUUCAAACUAAAUAAUCAAAAAGGGUUAUGAGGCUAUAUCUAGGGACUAAGGAAAAGUACUAUAAGAGCUUCUGUUUAUUAGAAAGAAAGAAAAAUAUAUGUCCCCGUUUUAUCAGCCUAAAAUUCAUCGAGGGGCUGAUAAAAACGGGUCUCCACUGUAUUACAAGACGUCUUUCCAUAAUUAAUUCUCGAAUUAAUAAGUAUUCAUGCUUUGUCCGAUUAGUGUCGACUAUCAGAGUGCUUCAUCUGCAUUUAACUUUGCAAAUUCUGUAGCAUAAGCAUCCAAGUUAACUAUAUACCAUUCAAUUCAGUUCGGCUAGACCGCUAAAUGUCUAUGUGUAUGUUUGUCAAAAAAUGUCACUCAAUUUUCUCAGUGAUGGCUGAACCGAUCGAUCCUACCUCCGGUUCCGGAGUUACGGGUUGAAGGGUGUGGUCUGCAAAUUCACUAAAGACCAAUCAAAGUAGCUUUGACUAUAUUGGCCACCUAUGACGGUUUUUGAAAACCCCGGGGAACUUGCCAAGUUCCAAAGUUAAUGUCACACCUAUUUAUCAGGAAAUUCUUGACUGAUUUUUACAAACUUGCCUUCAAAUGAUAAAUACAAUAGUCCCAUUAACUGCUGUUGAAUUUCAUCCAGAUUUGACUUUUG